Chironomus riparius is the source of this 426-nucleotide messenger RNA. The record is from the annotation of a GenBank genome assembly. Lineage: Eukaryota; Metazoa; Arthropoda; Insecta; Diptera; Chironomidae.
AUGAGUAGUGAUCCUAUAACAGAGCUUUGUUGCGGAGUAUUUUGUCUAUUUUGUGCAAGUUUUUGUGGCACCAUGUGCAUUGACGCUUGCUGUGGACAUAUUAAUAAAGUUGAAAUUUCACAAAAUCAAUCGCCGAUCAGGAAUCAAGCAUACUCAAUAAAUCAUGAUAAUGACGUGUGUCAUGAACGAUCGUGGAACUACAAUCCAAAUAGAUUCAGUAACGAGCCAUCAGCACCAACUCAAGACAUUGUCUUUAGCUCAAAUCCAGUCGGAACAGAAGUAAUCACUACACAGCCACACAGAAGUGACAGUGAAAUUAUUUUUGGAAUCACUACACCUAAAAUUGAAGAUGUGAACUCACCGCCACCUUUAUAUGGAUCUUGGUUCCAAAUUAACGACUCGAGAAAUGAAUCACCAAAGUACUGA